AUGGCACGUUCUUUCUACACCCCGGAGGACGAGGUCGGUUUCGACCCACAAUCUCAGCAAGAUGUACUCUCAUUAUCACAUCCAACACAGGCUAGCAGCCGGCAGAUGGUUGUGGAUAGGAUCAUCGGACCGAAUACUGCGAUUCCGGAAGGAGAGAAGAGUCGAAACGCCACCAGAAGACGGAUCCCCGUAGCAUGCAAUAGAUGUCGGAAAAGGAAGAUCAAGUGCAGCGGUGAUAUUGGCGACGGCCAAGGAUGUUCAAAUUGUCGGUCUUCGGGAAAUACGCACUGCCAGUUUUUAAGGGUCAAUUCAUCAAUGUUGCAGACAAAGGCUACUGGAUGGCCGUAUUCGUUUAUGAACGGUACACUGUCUUCAGCUCACCAGAGACAGGGCACGUACAUAUCUUCAGUGGCUACAAGACAAGAGUUGUUGUCAGCGAAUCCAUCCAAUUUCCGCGUUACUUCUCUCUCACGUCCACCACCAGCCUUUGGCAUAAGCUCGACCGAGUCUCAACAGACCUAUAGUCGCCCAGGCUUUGGUCAGGAUCAUAUGGCCAAUUACGACGAAGAGCCCUCGGCUGCUUACGGUUCACAGCCUGCAGCCUACGGGGUGCCCACGACAUUACCCCAAGGAGCCCUAGGAGACUACUACGGAGUCCCAUGGUCAAGGACAUGCCAUUCUGGCCUUAGCGUUACUAGGGGAGGGCAUUUGCCCGAUCAUGAAGCGGAGGGCACGUUUCACCACUCCGAUUACGCUUAUAUGAUGUCGGCGCCGGUAACCCAAUCUACUGAUACGGCCUUUGUGCCCUCGAUGACUGCUCUAUCAUCUGAGGGACAGGGAGCAGACCGGGCACUUUCCACUCCCAGUGGGCGGAACCAGCUUCAAUUGGGUCUAUCGGUGAUUCCAACAUCGUCUGAUGCCAUUUCCGGGCUCCCUCAACAGGACUGCAGGGUUGGACACCCCUGGACACCUAAAGCUAUCAUUAAUGCCAACAGUGCCCGGUCGAUGAAACAGUAUACCCCCGAACCUUUUAACGCCGCCCCUCUAAACCGGGCAAAACCGCCCCUGUCGAACACGCAGGAGAUGGUGCUUGGAUAUUUACCAAUGACGUCGGCUAGUGCUUCGUCACCGUCGAUGCCCUCCUGUGGUACAUUCACUCGAUUGAACCCCGCGAAUUCCGGCGAAGAGCUGCAGAGAAGCGAGGAAGCUCCGAUGCGAAGGCCGAUCUCGACUGAGAAUGCCCGCCUUUCUCUUAUGGAGGAUAGCUCCAGCAUUUACGAUUAUUGCAGCUCUGAGAGGAGAAAAGGACCAAAACCAGGCACUUCCGGGAUGCUGAUGAACGGACUUCCUUACACGCGGCCUCCCGAGCAGCUCCAAAGCUCCUCCUCCUCUUUAGCUUUCAGCUUGCCGGUAGCGGACGGCCUUUCUGAUCCCGGAGCAACCACAGAAGCACAUCGGACGCAAGCUUUGAAUAACCCGGGGGGCUUCUAUUCCGAGGCGUGCUAA
Aspergillus caelatus is the source of this 1506-nucleotide messenger RNA. RefSeq lists its product as uncharacterized. The transcript has 3 exons. Gene Ontology annotation, biological process: regulation of DNA-templated transcription. Gene Ontology annotation, molecular function: DNA-binding transcription factor activity, RNA polymerase II-specific; zinc ion binding. Lineage: Eukaryota; Fungi; Ascomycota; Eurotiomycetes; Eurotiales; Aspergillaceae. Bases 1 to 1506 code for a protein of 501 amino acids. The record is from RefSeq and is a predicted model, not a curated record.